GCAUAUCUUCCUGCGUUCGGAUGUUUGGAGGCAGUCUGUUGGGCUUCCCUUAGGCAUACGUGUUUAAGGCAUAUGUCCCAGUAUGCUGUUUUCCAGGAUGCGUUCACUAUACCUACUGUCGUUAGGCAUAUAUUCCAGUAUGCAGUUUCCAGUAAACAGUUGACUAUGUUUGAAUCCACCAUAACAGAAUAUCUCGAUAAAACGAAAGAUAAGGAUUGGACAAUUCUCGGAAUUUUGAAAAAAAUUAAACUUUUUAGGAAGAUAAAACUUUCAGAUGGGAUUGCCCCCAAAUUAUCCGUGGCUACAAUCGAUGAUUUCAAGAAAGAUUUAACGCAAUAUUAUGUAGCUAUAAAGACAAAUGUAACAUUCACUAUUUACCAAAAACAAGGCGCGAAAAAAUACGACAUCGACUUAUACAGCUACGGUUUUAAAG
Ambispora leptoticha is the source of this 433-nucleotide messenger RNA. The record is from the annotation of a GenBank genome assembly. Lineage: Eukaryota; Fungi; Glomeromycota; Glomeromycetes; Archaeosporales; Ambisporaceae.